Moesziomyces aphidis is the source of this 1359-nucleotide messenger RNA. The record is from the annotation of a GenBank genome assembly. Lineage: Eukaryota; Fungi; Basidiomycota; Ustilaginomycetes; Ustilaginales; Ustilaginaceae.
AUGGCGCUGUCAAAGGCCGCUUACGACCUUGUCAGGUGGGCUGUUCCGGACUUUCACGACAAGACGCCGUACGACAGCUCCAAUGUGUGGACGCUCGCUGCGCCGAUUCUGAUCAUUGGGAUCCAGAUCCACCUGCUUCUGCGGUACAACCCGAGCACCACGCUUCCUCUGAGAGCCUCGCUCAUCCCCGUCGCCACGAUCUUUGCCCUCAAAGGUGCAUAUGCCCAUUACUACACGGAUACCGGUGCAGAUCAGCUGAACGGUCGAGGUCAGCACGUCAACAUUGCCAUCGGAUGCGGCGCCAUGUGCAUGAUCAUCUGGACCUUUCGAUGGGGCCUAGUCGGCCAACGUCCCAGACUCAAGGUUGCUCAGAAGCCAGCGGAAAGCAACGCAAAGAGCGCCGAUAUGCCCGACCGCAAGACCUCGGCAGUCGAGGAGCUUCCUCUCUACUUUCCAGGUACGCGUUGGCCUCUUGAGCUGGACCUUCUCUUCGGAAUCAGGGGCAUUGGUUGGGAGCAUGGCAUCAAGGACGGUGUGCCAGCUUUUCCUGUGCCGUUCUUCACUCUCCGACAGCGCUGGCGAUGGGUCUUGCGCACACUCGCACCGGUGCCUCUUUACUAUCUGGUGUACGAUGCCAUCUUCACUCUCAUUGGAGACGAUCGCUUCAACGUCCACGCUGGCUCGGCCACGGGCGGCAGCAUCUGGGCUUGUCGUCAAGGCUUCUUCGGUGCCGCCGGUCCGUAUCUGAUGUGUGCUGCAUACGGCAUCACAUUCACUUGUUCCAUGUACCUGCAGCAUGCCGCCGUUGCUUCCAUCGCGGUCGGUUUAUUCGGUGACCCGCCUUUGCGAUGGGAUCCUCCUGCAUUUAGGCAGCCUUGGCUGUCUACGUCGGUGCAUCAAUUCUGGAGCAAGCGAUGGCAUCAGUAUCUCCGCUUCUCGUUUCUCGCCGCCGGCUUUUGGCCGGUCCAGCCCCUUGUGCAAGGCAUGCUGGGAAGGCGCGCAGCUUACGCAGUUGGCACGUUUGGCGCCUUUCUCGCCUCGGCCGCUGUCCAUCACUUUGGCAGCGCUGCUGUGACACCAGGACACAACCUGAGAAACCUUGAGGUUGCCAUGUUCUUCAUCAUACAGCCUCUGGCGAUCUUUGGCGAGCAAUUGUGGCAGCACUGCACCGGAUACCGCGUCCGUGGUUUCUUCGGAUGGCUCUGGACCAUGACCUGGAUGCUUGCGACCGCCCCUCUUCUCUUCGAUACUCUCACUCGGGCUGGCAUGCUGUCUGCACAGAGCAUCUCGUUCGGUCUAACCCAGCACUAUCUACCGCGGGCGCUCGACUGGUGGGACGACUUCAACGCGACCAAGUAG